Protomyces lactucae-debilis is the source of this 696-nucleotide messenger RNA. RefSeq lists its product as uncharacterized. The transcript has a single exon. Lineage: Eukaryota; Fungi; Ascomycota; Taphrinomycetes; Taphrinales; Protomycetaceae. Bases 1 to 696 code for a protein of 231 amino acids. The record is from RefSeq and is a predicted model, not a curated record.
AUGAUUGCCUUUACCAUUGUCGUCUGGGCAUUGCUGAAGCUAUGCAGUGCUAAUGGCUGUCGACAGACUGGCUUUGCAUUCAAGACAACCAUUCCGCAGCGAUCAAUGAAGUGGGAUAGGGAGGAUUGUAAGACGAACUGUCAACUACGACAUAUCGACAUGGUCGUCCACCUCAACCAAAUCACACUCGCUCAACAAGUGCCUGGCCCAGGUGUUCCAUGGUCAUGGUCAAGGUGCAGCAAGGGAGGUGGCGUCUGCAGGCUUGACAAUCGAGUGGACUGGCCCGUCUGGGAGAAUGAGAACAAAACGUGCGUCUGUCAGGUCAUUGUUGAGUUCGCCCGCUGGCUUGACACGGACGACAAAUGCAAGCCAGACCCAAACAGGGCGUUACUAGAAGCUGAUCUGUCAAUGGUGCGGGGAGCAUUUACGGAUUUCACUACAACAUGGCACUCCUUUGAUUACCACGGCAAUAGCUGGCACUGGUUCAGGGAUGCGAAACACGUCAAAUGUUCUGAUCCAUAUGCUAUGGAUACCUGCCAUUUAUACGGCACCUGCCACGGGCAAUUCAAAAUCGACCACGCUGGUGCUACCGGCUUGGACAGCGACCGAGACAUGAUAAAGUACCUCAGUGGAAAUUCCCAUGAUCCCAGUGAAAGCUUCCCGACCCAGUGCGACAAUGAAUGGAAGUGGCCAUGA